AUGCCGGUUGGCGAGCAGGAGGUUCUCUUUCGGACGGGCAGACAAGACGAAACUCUACCUGGCUCAGUGGGGGUGGCCAUCCUCAACAGGCCCAAGGCACUGAACGCCCUGAAUGAGCCCAUGUGCAAGACCCUUCACCGGCUCUAUGAUGACUGGGACGCCAGCCCGGACGUGCAUGCCAUUCUUGUCAAGGGUGCGGGCGGCAAGGCCUUCUGCGCCGGUGGAGAUGUGAAGGGCAUGGUGCAGUACAUCCUGGCAGGCCAGCAUGACAAAGCCAUCAGCUUUUUUCGGGAGGAGUACAGGCUCAACCACCGGCUGGGCACUUUGCAGACGCCUCACAUCGCGCUCAUUGACGGCAUUGUCAUGGGCGGAGGCGCUGGCAUCUCUGUUCAUGGAGCGUACCGGGUUGCUACUGAGAGGACGGUAUUUGCAAUGCCGGAGUGCGGCAUUGGCCUGUUUCCAGAUGUGGGCGCGUCAUAUUUUCUUCCGCGGCUGCCUGGCCAGCUUGGCACAUACCUGGGCCUCACUGGCCGCCGGCUGAAGGGAAUAGAGGUGAAGGAAGCUCAACUGGCCACUCACUAUGUGGCAUCUGAGCGCCUGCCUGCUCUGGAGGAAAUGCUGCACGCCAUGGAUCCGCAAUCCCAGAGCCCCGAGCAGAUACGCCGCAGCCUGCAGACCUUCGAGGAUGAGGGGGAACCUCCAGAACCGAGUGGGCUGCUGGACCAGAUGCCAGCCAUCAACGAAUGCUUCGACUUCGACUCCCUGCAGGAGAUCUAUGCUGCCCUCGAACGAAGAGACGAUGCCUGGAGCAGGGAGACACUGGACACCCUUCACAAGUCAUCGAAGCUGUCCCAGGUGGUGGUGCUGCUGGAGUUGAGGGAGGGUGCAGGCAAAAGCCUUGCAGAGUGCCUGCGCAUGGAAUUCAGGAUGGUGCACCAGUGUGUCACAGGCAAGUCAGAUUUUAUUGAAGGGGUCAGAGCGCUGCUGAUCGACAAGACCGGCAAGCCGCAGUGGGACCCCUCGUCCAUAGAACAGGUGACCAAAGAGAUGGUCGACAGAUUUUUUGAGCCCCUGCCGCCAGGGGAGGAGUUGCACUUGGAACAGCAAGGAGUUGAGCGUCUGAAUGCAGCAAAUUCAAAGCUGUGA
Coccomyxa subellipsoidea C-169 is the source of this 1146-nucleotide messenger RNA. Its product is annotated as ClpP/crotonase. Bases 1 to 1146 code for a protein of 381 amino acids. Gene Ontology annotation, biological process: L-valine catabolic process. Gene Ontology annotation, molecular function: 3-hydroxyisobutyryl-CoA hydrolase activity. The transcript has 9 exons. The record is from RefSeq and is a predicted model, not a curated record. NCBI's taxonomy places the organism in Eukaryota, Viridiplantae, Chlorophyta, Trebouxiophyceae, Coccomyxaceae.